CCUGGCACAGGCAGGCAGUGCCGCGCAUGCGCAGCCAGAGCUGUUUUCAGCACCCUGGAGAGCGGCCGCCGACUGCACCCACAGCCCGGGCAAUAGCGCAGGAGCCGCUGGGGCAGGAGAGACUCGCUCGGACACGGGGGCUGGGGAGGAAUAACGCUGCAUCCGGACCGACGCAGGAGCCACGCAAGGACUGUGAAGAGGAGGGAUGGGGGCAGUUAUUGCGCCUUAGGGGGUCUGCACAGAGUCCAUUGAUCCCGGAGGAGGUCACUUACCCCACCAGGCCCCCACGGGCAGCUGGGAUCUGCCACAGUCUGCCCCCUGCAGACCCCUCACAGCAGCCGGAGACCCCCAGGAUGCCAGAUGCUGGAACUUGAAGAUCUCUCCCCAUGAAACAGAUGGGUUUCUAUAUCAGCUCCUUGUCCCGGGCCCCCUGCACCAAGAGCCAGGUGAGGCAUUACCAGGUGGCCCCCAGCUACAACUACAAAUGGACAGACAUCCACUACGAGGCCAGCAGGGGCAACGUGGAGAAGCUUCGCCAGCUGCUGACCACCUCAGACAAAGAGCUGGUGGAUCGGAAGGAUUACUAUGGUAAGACCCCAUUGUACUGGGCAGCCUAUAAAGGACAAAGGACUUCCAUGGAGCUGCUGCUGCAACACGGUGCAAGCGUGAAUAGCUGCUGUAAACAUGGCGGAACCCCGUUACACGCCGCCAUCGGGCUAUUCCCAGAUUGUGCUCUCUUAUUGAUACAGUACGGAGCCGACGUUAACCUCCAGGACAACUGGGGAGUCACGCCAAUGUACCUGGCGGCAUGCAGCGGCCAACUGGAGUGUAUUCGGCUCUUGGUGCAAGCAGGAGCUGCCAUCACGUACAAGAACAAGAAAACAGGAUUACCACCCAAGCGCCUUGCUUCCCAAGUUGCGUUUAUUGGCUGGAUCGAGUCCAACAUCCAUCAGCCUCGCUCGCUGAAGCAUCUCAGCCGCCUGAGGAUACGUUCGAGUUUGGGACCCCAGAGGCUCAAAGCCAUUAGGACCUUUAACUUGCCGCAAUCACUGAAGUGCUAUCUCAUGUUUGAGGAUCUAGUUCUGCAGGAAAACCUCUAGCGUUUAACGCGACUGACUGUGUGCAUAUGACUGCUCUACACUCUGUGUCCCAGAAAUGACCCCCCCUAGCAGCUAUGCAGGAACUUUGCACAUCUCCGUACGGUGGAUGCUGGAUCAUUUUAACCAGAAAAAAAACUGAAACGUACACAGCUACACAAGAACAAAACAAAAA
This is a messenger RNA of Spea bombifrons (plains spadefoot toad), 1272 nucleotides long. Its product is annotated as ankyrin repeat and SOCS box protein 2-like. Gene Ontology annotation, molecular function: protein binding. Gene Ontology annotation, cellular component: cytoplasm; nucleus. Gene Ontology annotation, biological process: intracellular signal transduction. NCBI's taxonomy places the organism in Eukaryota, Metazoa, Chordata, Amphibia, Anura, Pelobatidae. The transcript has 5 exons. The record is from RefSeq and is a predicted model, not a curated record. Bases 387 to 1100 code for a protein of 237 amino acids.